This is a messenger RNA of Eremomyces bilateralis CBS 781.70, 1525 nucleotides long. Its product is annotated as alcohol dehydrogenase. The transcript is spliced from 9 exons. Gene Ontology annotation, molecular function: oxidoreductase activity; zinc ion binding. Bases 261 to 1280 code for a protein of 339 amino acids. Lineage: Eukaryota; Fungi; Ascomycota; Dothideomycetes; Eremomycetales; Eremomycetaceae. The record is from RefSeq and is a predicted model, not a curated record.
UCUCAUUAUAAGCAGCACUACCACAAUUCCUUAAAAAUCUGGUCAAAGUGCUCUAGAUCAUUGUGAGACGACAUCAAACCCCGAUUAGCUCAGAAUAGGGAAGCCAAGGCAGAAAAACAAUAUCUAGAGGGAAUAUUCAGCUGCCCGAAACCUUGAUAGCUAUUCAUGUCUUGUUGGUUUUGUUUGACUCUAUCUCAUUAUCCGAAAUAUCCCAAAAUUUUCCCCAAACUCUCUCUAUCACAAAGAUCCAACUCAACACAAUGGCAACCAAAACUACAAUGAGGGGCGCAACCGUAGUCGAGUACAACAAACCUCUCGUGAUCAGAGACGAUCUGCCAAUCCUCAAACCAGGUGCCAACCAGAUCUUGGUCAAGAACAGCUGCUGCUCGCUCUGCAUGUCCGACAUUUCCGGUAUCCAGGGACACGUCGGCGGAGCCCUCCCGUAUUGCCCUGGUCACGAACCUGUCGGCACGGUCGCAGAGCUAGGAGAGGGCGUAAGAGGGUUUGCCGUUGGGGACAGAGUCGGUUUCAUGCCAGCGAGCAAUACUUGCCUGGACUGCAGCGAAUGCCUGAGCGGGCAGCAUCGAUUCUGCUCUGGCAAAACGGCUGUCGGCUUUAACGGUAUGCAGGGUGGCUUUACAGAAUAUUGUGUCGCGGAUCCGCUUUCUACGGUCAAAAUUCCAGACGGGCUGCCGGACGAGAGUGCUGCACCGCUUCUGUGCGCUGGUGUAACAGCAUAUGGUGCCCUGAAGAAGGUCUCCCAGUUCCAGACCGGAGGCACGCUGCUCAACAUCGUUGGAAGCGGGGGUGUUGGUCACCUUGCGAUCAUGUACGCCAAGGCCAUGGGCUACCGGGUCCACGCUUUUGAUAUUGCGAACGACAAGCUGCAACUGGCGAAAGACUCGGGAGCUGAGGAGGUCUUCAACUCGAUGACCGGUGACGCAGCCACGUUCGAGAAGACACUCUGCACAGUCGUGGUCAGCGGCGCAGCUCCAGCCUACGAUCUGGCCUUCAAGAUUACGGCAAAACAUGGAAAGGUUAUUGCCAUUGGUGCGCCAAACGGCCCUGUAGCUGUUAACAUUUUGAACAUGAUCCUGAACGACCUCUCCCUCAUUGCUACGAACCAGGGUACGAAGGACGAUUUGAGCAAGUCACUCACCUUGGCUGCUUCGGCAGGUAUCAAACCAGUGUACCAAUUGCGCGACAUUAGCCAGAUCAACGAAGGGGUUGAGGACAUGAUGAAAGGCAAAGUUAAUGGCCGCUUGGUGUACAAGUUUUGAGAUUUAUCAGUGUCACGCUCUACCUUUGAUCGAUGAUGAUGAUGAUGAUGAUGAUGAUGAUGAUGGAGAUACGAGGAUAAGUGUUCUGCUACUGUAGGAGGUUUGUAUGGUUUGUGCAUGGCGAAAGCAAGAAGAGGAGUGAAGCUGAGGAGCAAAUGUUCGGUAUCUUAUCAACGUCAAUCAAUCCCGUGGUUCCCUUGUAUCCCCCUCCUGCUGGUAGUAUGUCGUAUAUGUGUAUAUACAAG